Pomacea canaliculata is the source of this 3341-nucleotide messenger RNA. Its product is annotated as transcription intermediary factor 1-alpha-like. The transcript has 7 exons. Gene Ontology annotation, molecular function: zinc ion binding. NCBI's taxonomy places the organism in Eukaryota, Metazoa, Mollusca, Gastropoda, Architaenioglossa, Ampullariidae. The coding region runs from base 329 to 2080 and encodes 583 amino acids. The record is from RefSeq and is a predicted model, not a curated record.
AAUAUCUAUGUCAGUCUGUUCUGCUAAGUGUUCAGUUUAAAUAAUAGUGUCUUUAAUGACAUGUCUAUAAGAUAUAGAAAACGGGAAUUCCCAGAAGCUACGUGCGACGUGUCAGUCCAGUGAGUUGGUUAUGUCAGACACACUGUCAGUGUUGUGCUGAGGUCGCUCGUAGGGUUUUUGUUUUGUGAGGCUGAAAACGAUUGCUUAUCUAAAGACAUUUUGUCACCGAUACACCUGUAACUAACGCGCAUCAUACAUUAGUGCAAAGGUGUAAGGUGUCAAUUUUGAGUCAAGUGGAUCACGCCAUUUUGCAGAUUAGUCUUUAGCGAUGGCGGCAGUAGUCCAGGCGCAUGAAAGAGAGUGUGCCGUGUGCACGCAUGACUUCACCACACCAAAGAUUCUACCCUGUGGUCAUCUCCUGUGUCGACAAUGUGUCAUUUCCUGGAUGGACUCAAAAUCCGACGCUGGCUGUCCUCUGUGUACCUGUCCUAUAGUGGAAAAUCAAGGCAAUUUAUCUCAAAUCGCAGCUGAUGUUGUCGACGCCCUGCCUACAGACUCUGUGAUGGAAGCGAUAGUAGAAAGUGCGAGUUUACUGGUGAAAUGUGAGAUGUGUACUGUAUGUGAUGACCUCAAAACUGACUACAUCUGUAUGCAGUGUCUUGAAAAGAUGUGUCUAUCGUGUAUGAAGAUACACAAGAAGAUGGCAGCGACCCGCACUCACGAUGUGGAGAGUGUCAGCACUGUGACACCUGAACGUCUGGCUGCCAGUCGCCCUGCACUGUGUGCUGACCACGUCACAGAGAAGGCGGAUUUUCUUUGUGUUGAUCACAACAUUGCUAUCUGUACACCAUGUGCUUCCAAAAAACACAAGGUCUGCCCAGAUGUCAAGUCUCUGGAUGAAAAAAUGAAGUCAGCUGAAGACGCAUUUGGUUCAUUGAGAGAAAAGUUGCUUGAAGCAGAGGACAACCUGAAGCAAGAAAUAUAUAAUAUUAAUAUGCGCGUGCAAACAGCGGAUGUCACUGAACAACAAAACAUGGCGCUGGUGGAUAAGACAUGUGACCGACUUCAGAAGAUGGUGGACGAGUGUCGGAAACAAGUGAAGAAACUGAUCAGUGAUUCUGUGUCAAAGUUCAAGAAAUCCUUGUGUGACGUCAAAAGCGAGCUGGAGAAAAGUUUAGGGAAAGUGACGUCACACACACAUCUCGUGACGCGAGCCACAGCAGUCAGACCGCGUCCCGCGCUGAUACACGCAGCCCAGACUCUGACAGACAGGGUCAACAGCCUUGACCUCAGUGAUGAACUGAACGCAGAGCCUUGGGUGAAUCCAUCGUCAGAGAUAACCAAACACUGUGACGAUGUGGUGAAAGUAAUAUGCGAUGAGCUAAAGAGCAUCAACCAAGAGAUGGUUGUUGUUGAAAGACCAGUCCUUGUGUUCCACGAACACUGCGGAACCAACAUUCGUUUGACAAACUUCAGAAAGACCGCACGUAAGGCUCGGCAUUACGAAUACGGCAGCGGUGUGGUCGUGUCACGUGACGCCAUGGCUGUGAACGUCUUGUAUGAAAAACCAGUCCUUGUGUUCCACGAAACCUGCGGGACCAGCAUUCUUCUGACCAACUUCAGAAAGACCGUACGGAAGGUUGAGCCUGACACGUACGGCGACGGUGUGGUCGUGUCACGUGACGCCAUGGCUGUGAAUGUCUUGUAUGAAGUCAGAAUAGACGAAAUAAAUACGCCAGCCAAAUGCAAUGUAUUCCUUGGUGUGACGAGAGUUCUACCUUCACAGCUCACUCUGCGGACGAGACCUUAUGACCUGAAAGAUUCCGUCAUUUUUUGGAAAACUGGAGUGCGCGUCAAGGAUAUCGAUGUCAAGACUAAUGUCGCUGAAGCUCUCAAAUUCCUGGAAGUCGGGAGUCGUGUUGGACUGUUGGUGGACUCAUCAAACGACCUUCACUUUUACGCUGAUGGACAGGACCAGGGUGUUGCAGCAAAAGAUGUUCCUUGGCCCUGCUUCGCCUUCUUUAACCUUCACUACAAUGUCAGUCAGGUGACAGCACUUCCCACUUCCAGGAGGACAUGAAGCGCAUGUGACAAUGAGAGACAAUAACAACAGCGAUAACACUUAUGUUAUCUACGACGACAUCGAGUCUGGCAAUGAUUUUAUUAGUUGACUCUACCCUUUGCUACUGUUUGUUAAAUAACUGAUGUAAAGAACUUGCUAAAACAAAAAACACAAAUAGAAAUAUAGCUCUGCACACUACCUAACCGACUCAAACAAUAAACUUUAUCUUAGCUGAUAUACCGUGCACAUUUUCUUUAUUUUUUUUCUAGUUAAUAUCUUCUUUUGUGGGACACGCUAUAGCAAGAAAGGUCAAGCUACAUUUACAGGACUUUAUCAUAGGUAGAGACUAUUUACAUUUGUGUGCUUUUAGAAAUGUUUAAUAGAAAUACCUUAUGUAUAGAUUAAGUUUUAAUUUACCAAGUCAUAUAUCAUUUGUUGUGUGGUUAUUUUUUGUGCUAGCUGAUCUCGUGACCAUUUACUUCAUAUUUUGUUUUAUUGACUACCUUCUUAUGUGUGACUCGUUACAGCGAGAAAGGUCAUGCUACAUGUACAUGAUUUUAUCACAAGUAGACACAUUUUGGAUGUUGGAGACUCAUUGUUACACGUUUCACUCUUUUUCUGUUUUAUAGACAUCAAUGAAUAAAACCUCUCAUUAGUUUUAUUACGUCCUCCUCUUUCCUCAGUUGUCUUCUCUUGCAAAUGGACUGAAUAACAUAAAUAAACAAUAAAUGUAAAUGGAUACUAUAACUAGUGUGGCAAUGUGUCGCGUGGUAUGUUGUCAUUGAAACUUUUACAUAGGUACACCAAAUUCAGGUUCUCACUACAUUGACAUAAAAAUUAUGUUAUUGAUAUUUUUCUAAUUGCUUUGUAAAUAGGUUUAUUUGCCAUAUCUACGUUUCCAUUUAAUAAUGUUUUUGUUGAGAAGAAACAGCAGAAAAUUAUGUCUUCCACAAGGAACAAAUGUGGAGAAGGUCGUCAUUGGCGAGACCAUCCUGUAUUCACUUGCACUUAAAAGGUGAAGUAUGAUGAAAGGUUAUUCCCUGUUGUUGAGUUUAUGUGAAGGGAUCUGAAUACACCUGUGCUUGUCACACUGGAACUUAGCUUUAUGGAACUAUAUUCAUCUUGGAGUCUCAAUUUCUUUUUCUAAUUGACAUAUAACUGGGGAACAAAAGUAUUGUGGGAACUUCGUUUUAAUUUAUAGUUUUAGAAAGAGGACUGUUAACAGCAUUACUUUAUUAGUACAUGUUAAACAUGAAAUUCAAUAAAAUGUACAAAAAAG